AUGGCCGACUCCAAGCUCCACCCAGCAGUCACCGUUUCAAACAUCAAAGCCUUGAUUCCUGUUACCCUUGACAACGAAGCCGCAGACUACAACACCUGGGCUGAAUUGUUUCGUAUCCACUUCACUGCAUACCUUGUCUCCGAUCACCUCUCCCCACGUCCAAAAGCCUCUACCUCUUCUACAACCACUGACAAAGAUAAACAACCAGCCGACUCCGGUUCGACUGCGUCUUGGGAACGAUUGGAUACCAUAGUCCUUCAAUGGAUCUAUGGAACCAUCUCCAUGGACCUGCUUAAAACUGUCAUCAAAACCAAAACCACUGCCUAUGAUGCUUGGACAGCCAUUGAAUCCUUGUUUCAAGAUAACAAAGCCACCCGUGCUCUCCAUCUGAAACAGAAAUUUGCCAACACCAGGUUGGAAACCUUCCCUCCAUGA
Molecule: messenger RNA, 435 nt
Organism: Helianthus annuus (common sunflower)
Lineage: Eukaryota; Viridiplantae; Streptophyta; Magnoliopsida; Asterales; Asteraceae
Exons: 1
Coding region: 1-435 (144 amino acids)
Source: RefSeq, a predicted model, not a curated record